Mobula hypostoma (lesser devil ray) is the source of this 1101-nucleotide messenger RNA. RefSeq names its product glutathione S-transferase P-like. Gene Ontology annotation, cellular component: cytosol. The transcript is spliced from 7 exons. The record is from RefSeq and is a predicted model, not a curated record. Gene Ontology annotation, molecular function: glutathione transferase activity. Gene Ontology annotation, biological process: glutathione metabolic process. Lineage: Eukaryota; Metazoa; Chordata; Chondrichthyes; Myliobatiformes; Myliobatidae. Bases 121 to 792 code for a protein of 223 amino acids.
GACGCAGUCGGCGGGUUCCUUCACGCCCGAGGAAAGGUCUCGGCCCGGAACAUCGACCCGCGCAGUCCCGCCAGCAAACCUUGCAGAAGUCCUGGUGUGCGAGAUUCAGAAUCGGCUACCAUGUCGCCGUGCAGUUCGUUGUUUACCGGGGCCGUGCCCGGUCUGAAAAUAACCUACUUCCCAGUGAGAGGACGAUGCUCCGCCAUGCGGAUGCUCCUCGCCGAUCAGGGACAGACGUGGGAGGAGGAGGUGGUGGCCAUUGACCAGUGGUUCUCCGGAGAUAUGAAGAAAUCCUGUGUGUUCGGGCAGCUGCCCAAGGUGCAGGACGGAGACCUGGUACUCUUCCAGUCCAACGCCAUCCUCCGCUAUCUGGGAAGCAAAUUCGGGUGCCAUGGGACGGACAUUAAGGUCAACGCCGAGAUCGAUAUGAUCAACGACGGGGUGGAGGAUCUGAGGAUCAAGUACCUCACCCUCAUCUACAAGAACUACGAGACCGGGAAGGCCGAUUUCAUCAAAAGUCUCCCGGACGAACUGAAGUGGUUCGAGGGACUGCUGAAAAAUAACAAUAAGGGGGAAAGCGCAGGAUUCAUCCACGGAGAGAAGAUCUGCUACGCCGACUACAAUCUGGUGGACUUGCUGCUGAACCUGCAGACGCUGGAGCCCACGUGCCUGAAGGAGCUGCCCCUGCUGCAGGCCUACUACCAGAGGGUGACCUCGAGGCCCGCACUCAGCAAGUACCUGAAGAGCGACGCCCACACCAAGCUGCCCAUCAACGGCAACGGGAAGCAGUGAUCCCCCCCGGCCCCGGCCCUGCGGCCGCCAGAGAGGGGAGAUACUGUCCCCACUCCAACCGUCCCCAUCGAGAGGGGCAGGGGCAUAGAGAUGAAGGCCACCGGACGCCACACACACACACACAUUGACCAUCACCAGUUCAACAGUCCCCGUCAAGAAGGCCCCCAGACCUCCACACCCAUAGAUACCGGCCUCAGGCCUCUCCGCACGCAUAGAUACAGGCCCCCGGCCUCUCCGCACGCAUAGAUACAGGCCCCCGGCCUCUCCGCACGCAUAGAUACAGGCCUCAGGCCUCUCCGCACCCACAGA